UCAACAUCUUCCCCUUAUUCCUUAUUCUCCAAACCAGAAACCAAAUUAUACAUAUUCUCUCUCUCUCUAUCGGUGCUUUUUCCCAGAGUUCGUACUUCAAAUUCCUCCAUAAAAAAAAAGAAAGGAAACUUAUCUGAUUCUCUCUUUACUAGUCUUCUACUACUUCCAUGGGUGAGAAAAAGGAAGAAACGGCGACGAAACCUCCUCCUCAAGCAGAGAAGAAACCUACCGCCGCCGCCGAUGGUGGUGGGAUGACCACCACCGUCGUUAUGAAGCUUGAUAUGCAUUGCGAAGGUUGCGGCAAGAAAAUCAAACGAAUUUUAAAACAUAUCAAAGGUGUGAAAGAUGUGGAGAUUGAUUAUAAGGGUAACAAAUUGACGGUGGUCGGAAACGUAGAUCCAGUUGCUGUUCGUGAUAAAGUUGCCGACAAAAUCAAGAGGCCAGUCGAACUCGUCUCUACUGUAGCGCCGCCUAAAGAAGAGACUCCUCCUCUUCCUCCUUCUUCAGGCGGUGAGAAGAAGACUCCGGCGGAAGAGAAACCGGCAGAGAAGAAACCUACCGCGGAUGAGAAAAAGGAAGAGAAGAAGAAAGAGGAAGGAAACAAGAAAGCUUCUCCUCCGCCACCACCAAAAGAGAGUACUGUCGUUUUGAAGACCAAGUUACAUUGUGAAGGUUGCGAACACAAAAUCAAAAGAAUUGUCAACAAAAUUAAAGGGGUUAAUUCAGUCUCCAUUGAUAGCGCCAAGGAUUUGGUUAUAGUUAAGGGGAUCAUUGACGUGAAACAGCUCACUCCUUAUCUUAACGAGAAGCUUAAACGCACCGUCGAAGUUGUUCCGGCGAAAAAGGACGACGGAGCACCAUCCGCGGCGGCUCCAGCCAGCGGUGAGAAGAAGGAUAAAGGUGCUGGUGAAAAGAAAGAGAUUAUUAAGGAUGUCGGAGAAAAGAAAGUCGACGGUGGCGGUGAAAAGAAGAAAGAAGUUGCAGUCGGAGGAGACGGUGGUGCUAUGGUGGAUGUGAAGAAAUCGGAGUAUAACGGCUACGGUUAUCAUCCCCAGCCUAUGUAUUACUACCCACCAGGAGGACAAGUAUACGGUCAACAACAACAGCAUUACAUGAUGCAAGGCCAAUCGUCUCAAUCGUAUGUACAAGAACCGUAUACGAACCAAGGAUACGUACACGAAUCAUAUGCAAACCAAGGUUACGGUCAAGGGUAUGGACAAGAAGCACCACCGCCACCUUAUAUGAACCACCAAGGUUACGCAGAUCCUUAUGGUCACAUGCGUGCGCCUGAGUUGUUUAGUGAUGAGAAUCCAAAUGGAUGUUCUGUUAUGUGAGUCAUAAAAAACAGUGGGGAGGAUAAUGUAAAUAAUUAAAAGAUAUAGGGAGAGAAUGGUAGAUAUGACAAAAUUGUAAACUACGAAAAAAUACGGAAACUUCCGAGUCCGGUAAUCUAAACCGGCUGGAUUGGCCGGUUAGAACCGGUUUUUUGAGAGGCGUGGAUUGGUUGGUUGGUUAGUUGGUUUUUUCUAUAUAUAUAUAGGUCCCCAUAAUUUUAUAUCCUAAGAUUGAUAAUAUCUUCUCUGUUUUAUUAACUUUUGUGCUAUGUAAUUUUCAAGUGAUCAUAAUGAAAUAUAUACUAUAAA
Molecule: messenger RNA, 1643 nt
Organism: Camelina sativa (false flax)
Lineage: Eukaryota; Viridiplantae; Streptophyta; Magnoliopsida; Brassicales; Brassicaceae
Source: RefSeq, a predicted model, not a curated record